This is a messenger RNA of Glycine soja, 812 nucleotides long. RefSeq names its product geraniol 8-hydroxylase-like. The record is from RefSeq and is a predicted model, not a curated record. Lineage: Eukaryota; Viridiplantae; Streptophyta; Magnoliopsida; Fabales; Fabaceae. The transcript is spliced from 2 exons. Gene Ontology annotation, molecular function: iron ion binding; oxidoreductase activity, acting on paired donors, with incorporation or reduction of molecular oxygen; heme binding. The coding region runs from base 28 to 714 and encodes 228 amino acids.
UCGCCAUAAGGGUUGAAGCCGUAAGCUAUGGACUACCUCACAACACUUCUGCUACUGAUUAGCAUAGUGAGUCGCAAUGAGAUGUUACACUUAUUUAUGGAUUUAUUUGUGGCCGGGAUUGACACAACAUCAAGCAUUGUGGAGUGGAUUGUGGCAGAACUAUUACGCAACCCACAUAAAUUGGCAAAAGUAAGAACAGAGAUAUUUGAAGUGAUUGGCAAAGAUGGAACACUUGAAGAACAACACAUCUUAAAGUUGCCAUUUUUACGAGCAGUGGUGAAGGAAACUCUUCGUUUGCACCCACCAGGUCCAUUUUUAGUACCCCACAAGUGUGAUGAAAUUGUAAGCAUAUGUGGCUUCAAAUUGCCUAAAAAUGCACAAAUCUUGGUCAAUGUGUGGGCCAUAGGAAGAGAUCCAACCAUUUGGGAGAAUCCAGAAAUGUUUAUGCCUGAAAGAUUUUUGGAGUGUGAGAUUGAUUUUAAAGGUCAUGACUUUGAACUCAUUCCUUUUGGGACAGGCAAAAGGAUAUGUCCUGGAUUGCCAUUAGCUCAUAGGUCAAUGCAUUUAGUGGUGGCAUCCCUUGUGCAUAACUUUGAAUGGAAGCUAGCUGACGGGUUAGUGCCAGAAAACAUGAACAUGGAGGAGCAAUAUGGAAUAAGCAUAAAGAGGGUCCAAUCCCUUCUAGUUGAAGCCAUUUCAAUCAAGCACGAUUAGUUAUAUAUUAGAGCAAUGCUCCUGAUUUGCAAGGAUAUGUAUAAUUAUAUAUAUACUAGUAUCUAACCGUGCAUACGUACGAGACGUUUGAUUUUUUA